Molecule: messenger RNA, 999 nt
Organism: Eimeria mitis
Lineage: Eukaryota; Apicomplexa; Conoidasida; Eucoccidiorida; Eimeriidae
Exons: 1
Coding region: 1-999 (332 amino acids)
Source: RefSeq, a predicted model, not a curated record
AUGUUCUUCGCGCUUGCUUCUGCAGCGGAAGAGAUGAUCCAGGUUUUGAUGGGGACGAUACUUGUAUUCGUCGGCUUCUCUUAUUUAUGCUUUCUAUCAUUUGGACACCAGCUGGAGGCAUACUCAACUCUCAAGGAUUCCUUUAUUUCCACGAUUAUGCUCACAACGGGUUUUUACCCCCUAUCGCAACUCUUCCACGCGAAUGGUCUCAUAGCUGGGGCCUUUGUUUUCCCCUAUCUCUUUUUCAUGGGCGUGAUUUGUUUCAGUUUCUUCCUGUGCGUUCUGCUCCGAUCGCUGGCGUUCCGCUCAGCUGAAAUCAAAGAAAUGGAGAGGCUUGGGAAGAUUGAGCAUCGUUCACUACUUGAAUCGGUGCGUAUCUUUUUUGCGGGUCUUCUCUGCAAAUUUGGUUCAAAGAAAGCAGUGCAGCAGCAGCAGCAGGAACAAGAAGAUUCAAUGAAUUUCGGAAGGGCGACGGCCACUGAGCAACAAGAUGAGGCAGAUGAGCUGCGAAAGAUACAGGAGGCCGGAAGGAGGCGAAGGGAGAAGCCGCUGAAAGUUGUGGAACUGCCUCCCGAUGUGGUCACCAGUGCCCUAUCCGACGAGCAAUAUGCUGCGUUGCCAGAUGAAGUUCGUGUAUAUGCAGCUCAAGAAGCAGCUUUCUUUAUUGACAGGUUCCGCACGAUGGCAACUCAGUUGAGCCUUGGCAGCGGCAACAUGGUUUCUCUCCUCCACCAGCUAGAGAACGAGACGUACACAGAAGUCUUCAGGCUUUCGCACGAAGUAGCCCAACAAGAGGGCCAUCUGCGACAUGAACUGUCAGUUUACACUUCUCAGGUGGUCAAUGGGCAGCAGAGGCUGACAGCUUAUAUAAAAUACAUUGAAAAGGCACUGCAAGACAGGGAAGGGGAACUCCAGUUACAAAAGCGGGAGCUGAAUAUUCUCGAGUCCCGAAUGGAGGGUGAUCUACAAGAAACUGACAGGCUUGAAGGUCGUCACUGA